UCAAAGUUCACUAUAUAGAGAGCUCAGUGAGCUGAUCAGAGAGAAAGCAUUCUGCCAGCCCGGCUCCUACCAAUCGCAAAUCACUUCCUAACCUCCGCCUUUUUAACAUAUUUGAUCACUUUGAUUCCGCACUCCUUUUUCCGAUUAUUUUUCUGUCCACGGAGGAGGUUUGUAGGUUGUGAUCUCUGUUUUUUGUUUUUUGUUUUAGUGCUUUCGCUUUUUGCUGGGGAGAGUUGUCUUCAUAUUCCAGCCUCUCAAAACAUUGGCUCCAGCCGCGCGCUUGCUGGCGCUGUACCUCAGAGGAAGAAAAGGAAGAAGACGCGAUUUUUUUUACCCAGUUGGUGAUUUUCUUCAAGACUUGAGCUGGAACUUGAUAGUAGCUGCUACAGUGUGCUCACCAAUUGUUUCAUGCUGCUGCAGGCGUGCUCUCUCCAACCUGCUCCAUCCUCCUCUGAAUAGUCCAUGCUACCUCGGCUGGGUAUUUGAAUAUUUAGCCUGUCUUUUCCCAUUGAUGGCUGUGCUGGAUGGCUGACUGUAAGCGCCCCUGGACUUGGCCUUUAAGCGCAAGGCAGCGACUCAGCUCGCCAUCGCAUCAGUUUUGAAAACGUGCUUCGCAGCGUCUCCAACAGCAAUAAAUCGUCAGUUUUUCCGGAGUGGAUUCAACGUAGGCUAGAUUUGACAUUUUGUGUCACAGUUUGCCGCGUUUCCCAGAGACAUUCUCCACCGCGACAGCAAAACGGCAGACAAAAAGUUUCUUUACGUUGACUGAUAGAUAUGGCAAUGGUAGUGUGGAGAGGCUCCCAGGACGAUGUGGCUGACACCCAAGGCACCCUUUCCUCGCAGACCCAAGGAGGACUAUCUCUUCCCACCCCUCAACCAGGCCAGUUGGGUCUGACAGCCUCUCAGGUCGCCCCUCCGACCCCUCAGACGCCGGUCCAAGGACCCCCGAACAACACACAAUCCACGCCGACGAACCAGACGUCGGAGAAGCAGCAGCCGCAGCACAUUGAGUGUGUGGUGUGUGGGGAUAAAUCCAGUGGCAAACACUAUGGCCAGUUUACUUGCGAGGGGUGCAAAAGCUUCUUCAAACGGAGCGUACGACGGAACCUCACUUACACAUGCCGUGCCAACAGGAAUUGUCCAAUCGACCAACACCACCGCAAUCAGUGUCAGUACUGCCGCCUCAAAAAAUGCCUUAAAGUCGGCAUGAGACGGGAAGUUUCUCUUUUUACUGCAGCCGUGCAAAGGGGACGGGUGCCACCCACACAGCCACACCACGGUCAGUUCGCCUUGACAAAUGGAGACCCACUGCACUGCCAUUCCUACUUAUCCGGAUAUAUCUCUCUUCUGCUGAGAGCGGAGCCCUACCCGACGUCCCGGUAUGGCAGCCAAUGCAUGCAGCCCAACAACAUCAUGGGCAUCGAGAACAUUUGUGAACUAGCAGCCAGGAUGCUGUUCAGCGCCGUGGAGUGGGCCAGGAAUAUUCCCUUCUUUCCAGACCUGCAGAUCACAGACCAGGUGGCUCUGCUGAGGUUGACGUGGAGUGAGUUAUUUGUGCUGAACGCGGCGCAGUGCUCCAUGCCCCUGCAUGUGGCUCCUCUCCUGGCGGCGGCUGGCCUGCACGCCUCCCCCAUGUCCGCGGACAGAGUGGUGGCCUUUAUGGACCACAUUAGGAUCUUCCAGGAACAAGUGGAGAAGCUCAAAGCUUUGCACGUUGACUCUGCUGAAUAUAGCUGCUUAAAGGCAAUUGUGCUCUUCACCACAGAUGCUUGCGGCCUCUCAGAUGUGGCCCAUGUGGAAAGUUUGCAGGAGAAGUCCCAGUGCGCCCUGGAGGAAUAUGUCCGGAGCCAGUACCCCAACCAGCCCACACGCUUUGGGAAGUUGUUACUCCGCUUGCCUUCCCUCCGCACAGUCUCUUCCUCGGUCAUAGAACAGUUAUUUUUCGUCCGAUUGGUAGGUAAAACCCCCAUUGAAACUCUCAUCAGGGAUAUGUUGCUGUCGGGGAGCAGUUUUAACUGGCCUUACAUGUCAAUUCAGUAAACCAAGAAGGAGACGAACAAACAAAAGGUGGGGCUGGGGAGGGGAGGAUGAGGAGGAGGAUGAGGAGGAGAAGGAGGAGGAGAGGGGGGGAGGGGGGGGGGACUGCGAGACUACAAUGAUUAUAGCUGCUUUUGUGGAAGGAAUAAAAAAAAAGCAACCGGCUGUUACACGGGGCUGGCUUUCAUGAAGAAAGACAUUGACGUAAAUGACUGUGAAUUCCCCCCCAAUACUCCCCAAAAAUUGAGACAUGCACUGAACUUUCAAAAUGGCAGAAACAAGCUCCCAGAACAACCUGCUUCGAUUCAUUUUUUUUAAUGAAAGAAGAAAAUGAGGGGAAAAGGAGGGGAUUUUUUGUUGAUCCUUGUAAGGAAAAUUUAAGUAUUAAGUGCAUUUAAAAAUGAUAAUUUGGGUUAAAAAAAGAAAAAAAAAACUGGAGAAAAGAAAAUACGGAACGUGAAAUUUUCUUUUCUCAAACUGACUUGUCCUGUGUCCAUGUAUAGCUGUGUUUUGUACUUUCUUUGUUCCUCCUUUCUGGUUCCAAACCGGCCUAUGUGAUUUCUGUAGUACAGGUGGUGUUAUUUUCUAAGACAAUGAUUUUAUUUUGAAAAGGUGAAAUAAUGUUUCAAAAAACGUUCUAAAAAGAAUUAAAACCACAGCAAUAGGAGUAUAGGCUUAUAAACUAGGCUUAAUGCUGCAAGCGCACUUAUAUUGUUAGGACGACCAACACCAUGAGGGAGGAUUUUAGAGUUCAUAUUCAACUUUAUGACCCAGCCAGGACAUUUCACCAUUUCAUAAAUAACGUUAUUUCACAAAUUAAUGGAUGGAAGGUCUUCCCCAUUUCAUCUAGAUUGUAUAUGAUGAAGAAGUCCCCCAAUUGGCUACAAUAAAAAUAAAAUCCAACAAGUUGCCUGCUGUUGCUCUUAAUGCGUAAAAUAUGCACGUGAGAGCGUUGCAGUGAUCCAAGCUGCACUGAAAUCACACCUGACUUCCUAACAAAAAAAACUGGUGAGGUCAAGGGUCAUAAAAGUUUGAAGCCUAGCCGGAGUAGUGUUUAAUAGCAGUAUUAUUAAAGCGUCCCUGACAUGUCACCCUUUAUUCACUUCAAGCAUUAAGUGCCUGACAAGCAUGAUGUGAUUUCUUCUCCAAACGUUGUUAAAGUGGGCCUGUACGACAUUUUUUGGGGGGAACAACACAAUUAGAAAUGAAACUUGAUUCGUGUUAUUUCACGUGACAGACGCUGAUCAGAGGCAGUAUUCUUGUAAAUAUAGGUCAAUUCAUUUUCAGCGAGUUUUUUCCUUUAUACAAAGUAUAUGUGAUUAAGAAAAAUCUGUGGUUGCCAUUUUUUUCUCUCGGUAAUACAACGUCUUCAAAAUUGAGUGGCAGACUUAGCUAGUAGCACUGAAGGUUCUGUUUUUAAUGUAUAUACAUAUUACUACAAAUGUUUUCUUUUUCAUGUAUAUUUAGACUGUGAAUGCAUGGCCACAGGUCGCUAACCUAUUUUACCUUUGAUAUAUAAAUGUAAAUGUUUUCUCUCUCUCUUUUUUGACUGUAUAGAUAUAAUCUGUGCAUUCAGUACACUAGCCCUUGUAUUUAAAGAAACAAAAAAAGAAAAGAAACGAGCGUUCAUUAUUAGGCUACAGACUUAAACAGGGUGAGCAGGUUUGGAAAAAAGGAGUUGAUAUUUUAACUUUAGUGUUAUUGCUCCUUUUGCUCUUUGACAGGUGCCGUUGUGGUGUGCGCGUGCGCGCGUGUGUGCGAGAGCGAAUGUGUGCGUGCGUGUCUUUGGAAGCUAGCAAUUUCGUCCUUGUUUUUGAGGCUUUUCUUCGCCACACACAGAAACAGCACGCUGUGGUUGAAUUAAAAGGGAUCACUGAUUGAACACUGAUCUUUGGCUGUGCGGAGCCACAUAUGGACCAGAGAAUGAUACAUGAUUGUAAUUAUGAACAGUUUAAACUGACCCACGUUUUUAUAUAAAUAUAUAAAAAUAUAUGACUGCAGGGUAUUGAUAACGUAUAGAUACUUUUUUUAUGAUUAUUAUUAUUAAUUGCAAGUGAUAUAUGUGAGUGUGUGUGAAAGUUUAUAGUUGAACACAAUUCUUGUUUGUUUGUGUUAGCUUAUUGUAAACAAGCAUUCUGCUGUAAAUUUGUUCUUGGUAUUAAAUUAUAAUUUAUGAAUUUG
This is a messenger RNA of Notolabrus celidotus (New Zealand spotty), 4218 nucleotides long. RefSeq names its product nuclear receptor subfamily 2, group F, member 2 (gene nr2f2). The record is from RefSeq and is a predicted model, not a curated record. Gene Ontology annotation, biological process: negative regulation of transcription by RNA polymerase II; anatomical structure development; cell differentiation. Bases 775 to 2040 code for a protein of 421 amino acids. The transcript is spliced from 3 exons. Lineage: Eukaryota; Metazoa; Chordata; Actinopteri; Labriformes; Labridae. Gene Ontology annotation, molecular function: retinoic acid binding; nuclear receptor activity; zinc ion binding.